Messenger RNA from Zingiber officinale, 1192 nucleotides. RefSeq names its product protein KTI12 homolog. The coding region runs from base 260 to 1030 and encodes 256 amino acids. NCBI's taxonomy places the organism in Eukaryota, Viridiplantae, Streptophyta, Magnoliopsida, Zingiberales, Zingiberaceae. The record is from RefSeq and is a predicted model, not a curated record. The transcript is spliced from 9 exons.
AACCUCCCGGUGAACUCUACGUUCUCCUUCCCUUGCACGAUCUCGAGCGAUUAGGGUUUUUGCUGUUUCUUUUCGAUGGCUCUCGUGGUGAUCUGCGGGCAGCCUUGCAGCGGUAAGUCGACGGCGGCCGCCUGCCUCGCCGACGCUAUCCAGUCCGUGGACGGUCCCAAACCGUCGGUGAGGAUUAUAGACGAGUCCUCCCUCCACCUUGGUCGGAACCAAAGCUACGCCGGUAUCCCUUCCGCGCGCUUUGAAACAUAUGUGUGUGUCGGAUGAUAUGCCAAUGGAGAAAAACCUGAGGGGUGUGCUUAGAUCAGAAGUUGAUAGGUCAUUAUCUAAAAACAACAUCAUAAUUGUGGACUCUUUAAACAACAUUAAGGGUUAUAGAUACGAGCUCUGGUGCCUUGCUCGAGCUGCUGGAAUAAGAUAUUGCGUGGUCUUCUGUGAUACUGCUGAUGAUACCUGUAGGCAAUGGAAUAGAAUACGGGAAGAAAUGGGGGAAUCUUCAUAUGAAACAAAGAUAUUUGAGGACUUGGUGCAGAGAUUCGAGAAACCUGAAAGAAGGAACCGCUGGGAUUCCCCACUUUUUGAAUUAUUUCCUUCUAAAGAUGGAAUAUCACAGUCAUCAUCAGUAAUUGUUGAUGCUGUAUCACAUCUUACAAAAAAGAUUGAUUCAAAAACCCGAGAUGUUAAAGUUCUUCAACCUACCAUUGCUACUCAAACUGCUCGUGCAACAGAUGCCAAUUCCCUAUACGAGAUGGAUAAAGCAACUCAGGAGGUGAUUAAUAUAAUUGUUGAAGCACAAUCUCAGGGGCUUGCAGGAUCAAGUAAUAGGAUAUCUAUGGGCCAUACCUUACCUGCCAUAGAUGUUCAUCGACCGAUUGGGUUGCCUGAGCUUCGCAGCCUUCGACGCACCUUCAUUAAGCUAACAGGUCAAUACAGCCUGAGCGGCCCUCCUCCACCAUCAGACGCAGAGAGUGCAAAGAGAAUGUUCAUAGACUACUUAAAUAGGGAAAUCGGUGCUGCUUAGCACCAUCCCCAUUUUUCUUUUGUAAGCUGAGUAAGUUAUUGGGACUUUUAUGGUCACAUUGGUGAUGUUACAAUUUUACAAUUGUAGUCGAACUAUUAUUUCUACAUCAAGGUAAAAUGACUGUUUCAUCUUUUGAUGAAUCUAGAGUCAUCUUUGAGAGCA